Calidris pugnax (ruff) is the source of this 945-nucleotide messenger RNA. RefSeq names its product BRICK1, SCAR/WAVE actin-nucleating complex subunit (gene BRK1). Gene Ontology annotation, molecular function: protein-containing complex binding. Gene Ontology annotation, biological process: cell motility; regulation of actin polymerization or depolymerization; actin filament organization. Gene Ontology annotation, cellular component: SCAR complex. The transcript has 3 exons. The coding region runs from base 43 to 270 and encodes 75 amino acids. NCBI's taxonomy places the organism in Eukaryota, Metazoa, Chordata, Aves, Charadriiformes, Scolopacidae. The record is from RefSeq and is a predicted model, not a curated record.
GUGUGCGUAGCUCCGCGCAGGCGCGGGGCGGCGGGGGCGGCCAUGUCGGUGCAGGAGGAUCCGGUGCAGCGGGAGAUCCACCAGGACUGGGCCAACCGCGAGUACAUCGAGGUGAUCACCAGCUCCAUCAAGAAGAUCGCGGACUUUCUCAACUCCUUCGACAUGUCGUGCCGGUCCCGGCUGGCCACCCUCAACGAGAAGCUGACGGCGCUGGAGCGCAGGAUCGAGUACAUCGAGGCCCGGGUCACCAAGGGCGAGACGCUGACGUAGGCCUGGGGCGGCCCCGGGCCCCCCUUUCCCCGUUGGAGCACCGCCGCCCCGCACCCUGCUCGGGGCCUGCCGCCACCGCCGCCUCUGCUUGUGUUGCCAAUAAACCGCUGUGCUCCUGCCCUGCCUGCUCUCUGCCUGCCUGCCUGGGGCCGGGCCGCGGGAUGCCCGGCUCCCUGUCACCGUCUUGGAUGUCCAGAGCCUGCCCGUCCGUCCGUCUGACCCUCAGGGUUCAGCCCCGCGUUCCUCCCCACGUGUGGGGGCUGUGAUGGGAGGGGACAUGCUCCAGGGCCUGGCUGCUGUCAGCUCCAGGAGGCACCUGACCAGCCUUUGUGCUCCUGCUGGGGUCACAGCAGAAAAUCUGGUGAUCCUGAUGGUUUGGAGGGUUUCUCAGCCUUCAUGUGUGCACACUGUCAGGGCUGUGUGGGGACAGCAGGCUCACCUGGCAUGGUGCACAUGCCACAGGAUAGUGCCCAUUGUUGGCACCUAAACAGAAGUGCUUAUCCUCCUCUCUAGGGAGGCAGGUAACAAGGAGAAAGAAAUCUCUCUUUCCACCACUUCUCUAUUUAUUACAUUUUUUCAGUGGGCAUCUAGAGCUGCAGACUCAAGGCUCAUAUUUAGUGUUUGUUGGGGAGUCCAUGGAGUUGGUGUCAGUAAAGGUCUUUUUGCUGCCCAGAA